CGGCUGCACAUCUAUACGGACGGUAGCUACGGCAGCGCACCAGAGACUGCGGCAGGGUCGGUGGUGGUUGUCGACGAGCACUCGGCUGACAGCCCGCGCCGUGGUCCAUUCGGCUUCCGAGGGUACUUGGCAUGGAAAGUCGUUGAAUCUACAGCCGACCUAGUGCGCCAACAGAAAGCCACGGCCUACACCGCGGAGCUUACCGCGGCCUUGUGGGCCCUAAUGUGGGUGCUCAGCCAGGAUAUUACAACGCCCGUGGAGGUGACGCCAGACGCGCUGAACGUGAUAAACCUGGCCUGCGGAGCAGCUCAGUGCCACGUCCACCUUCAGCUGGGCUUUGCAAUUCGUGCGCUUCCAGGACUUCUCGCGCAACAAGGGCAACUAGCAUGGCAUCAUAUCAACUCUCACAUCGGUCACCCCUGGAACGAGCUGGCAGAUGGAGUGGCAGAACUCGCUGGGCACAUGCACCUAAUGGAGUUGAACUACCAGGCAGCCGAGGCCCUCAUGCGCGAGAUCGAGGAGUCCAAGGUCAAAGCAGAGCUGGAGGUGCGACUGUGCGCAUUCAAUUCCAAGUCCCUGAAUGCCAACGUCCAGUUCCUGAACGAGAAGACG
Molecule: messenger RNA, 612 nt
Organism: Prorocentrum cordatum
Lineage: Eukaryota; Dinophyceae; Prorocentrales; Prorocentraceae
Source: the annotation of a GenBank genome assembly